AUGUCAUUAGCAAACCAGCGGUGUCUCUCCAUAUGUCAUGUUAUCAUGUUGAUGUUGGUGCAAUUGAAUAGCAUACUCGUUAUCUCUUUAAACUCUGCUCUGUUGUAUAAUGUGAAGAACACGCCCUUGGACGACAUUAUCGGAAAGCCUGAUCUUGAAGACUAUAGCCUACUUCUCUUGGGACUCGUCUCGUUCUUUAGCUCUACACUUUUACUCUUGACUCAUAGUAGAACCGUUACAAGAAUAUCAUUCUCAUAUUCGUAUCCGUUGUUAGCAGUGGAAAUCAUGAUAUCCAUUGUCUUGAUAGCUUUGCUGAUAACAACUACGACUAUAGUUGCGAAGCCAUCUCAAGUAACGGCUUGUAAUUCAGCAAUUUCUAUUGCUUCUGACAGAUACAACAACAUUUGUAAUAUCUUUCGCGUCUCAGUUAUAAUGACAUACUUGACUGUUCUCUCAUGGGUACUUGUGUUGCUUGCCACGCUCUUAUCGUUAGCCUAUACGCCUCUUACUCCUACGUUGAUCUAUACGGUAGAGUCUCCAUUGGAUGAUUCUGUUCAGAACGAGAAAGUGUCCAUCAGGCAAUACGGCCAACGUAGCGCAAACAUGAAAGGCAAAAAGGAUCUUGUGUCAGAAGGUUACCAAGAUGACAAAGUGAGCCAUUCUUCCACAAGUAGCUUGCAAAGUUACGUUACGUACCCUCCAGCAGUUGCAAAGUCUUUAUACGAAAAUAGAUCUGGUAGUUCCACACAGGAUAGUAAAGAGACACAAUUAUCAGACAUUAGUACAUUAGUUGGCGACAGUACUUCUCCUUCUCUGAUAAUUGAUGGAGAAAAAAAACGUUGA
Messenger RNA from Rhizopus microsporus ATCC 52813, 843 nucleotides. RefSeq lists its product as uncharacterized. Bases 1 to 843 code for a protein of 280 amino acids. The transcript is spliced from 3 exons. The record is from RefSeq and is a predicted model, not a curated record. Lineage: Eukaryota; Fungi; Mucoromycota; Mucoromycetes; Mucorales; Rhizopodaceae.